UCAAACUCUGAUCAAUUUAAUAUCUAGAUAAAAACAAUUUUACUCAACAUAUGAAGACUAAUGAUACAACCUUGGCGUACUCCAUAAAAUAGAACCACCGAUUUCUCGAGGCGAAAUGAGGAGAAGCAAAGUUGUUUUUUUCUUUUCCCACUUUUUCUGAAUAAAACACUGCAGCGGCGUUGAAGCAGCCUAUUAAGCAAAGGCAAGAAAAAUAGUAACAUGCCUUUAAUUAAUUAUUGUCGUGAAUUGACUUUUCCCUUGUCACCGACGGAAAAUGGUGGUCGAUAGAGACAGUAAAGCCGCCCCUAGAUGGAUAGAUGGAGCUGAACAACGAAGAAGGCAUGCAUGGUUCAGACACUUGAACACCAGUCCGGGCUAUAUGUAUCGUCGUGCCCAUGCAACAAUCCCUCAUUCAUACACAGCGAUAUUACUUCAUAAAACCCACAACAUAACAGUUUCAUACUCUACAACGUCAGUUCAAUUUCUAAGCACAAGCAUAAAGAAAACAUCGAACAUGAAGGUUGGAAGUUUGCAGUUGGUCGUCGCGGUGCUGGCUUUGGCCACUGCACUGACCGUGGCCUACGAUCCAGCCAUCCUCCAGGAUUUCUGCGUUGCCGUCAAGGACCGAACCUCUCCUGAUGCUGUGUUUGUGAACGGGAUAGCAUGCAAGAACCCAUCCCUGGCAACGGUCGACGACUUCACCCACUCGGGCCUCAACGUCCCACGCGACACCAACAACAAAAUCGGCGCCAAUCUGACCGUGGUGGACACGACCGUGAUCCCAGGGAUCAACACCCUGGGGAUCAACCUUGUCAGGAUCGACCUCGCGGCCAACGGGGGGCUCAACCCUCCCCACGAGCACCCGCGGGCCUCCGAGAUCCUGAUCGUGGUGGAGGGCACCCUGUAUGCCGGGUUCGUCACAACGAACCCGGAGCACAGGCUCUUCGCCAAGGUUCUGGGGCCUGGGGACGUGAUUGUGUUCCCCGUGGGACUCAUUCACUUCCAGUACAAUAUCGGAAAGACGCCCGGGCUGGCCUUUGCGGCGCUUGGGAGCCAGAAUCCGGGGAUCAUGAGCAUUGGGAACGCCAUGUUUGGGGCUCAGCCGCCGAUUAUGGGGGAGAUGCUGGCCAAGGCGUUCCAGUUGGAUGAGAAGGUUGUGGCUGGCCUCCAAAGCCAGACUUGGAUUAAUCCUGAAGGAGACAACUGAAUUGAGAUUUGAUGGGUAUGGGUGAGCUGUGUUACUGGCUUGGAAGAAAGGGAGAAUAAGGCGGAAGGAAAUGUCCUCACUAUUUGCUUCCAGUUUAGUUUGUCGAUUUGUUGUCAGUUUAGUUUGUUGUUGUCCACCUUAAAUUCGAUGUUUUGAAUAAUAAUGAUAAUAAAGCUCCCAAUGAGUCUUUCUUCUCGAAGGAUACUUGACUAGUGAAUCUUAAAUUCGAACAUGACUUACAUGAGUAAUGCUUGUUUAGCCAUUUGCAUGGUGAUGUGUAUUUAAUCGUUAUGGUUAUAGAUAAGGCUAAUAUUACCGUAAUAUCCAAAUUUUAGCGUGAACUAUCCAUACUGACAAUCGCGUCCUAAAUAAUGAGAAUGUCCUGUA
Messenger RNA from Linum trigynum, 1594 nucleotides. NCBI's taxonomy places the organism in Eukaryota, Viridiplantae, Streptophyta, Magnoliopsida, Malpighiales, Linaceae. The record is from the annotation of a GenBank genome assembly.